CAGAACGUGCAGCUAGUAUCAGGAGACACAUUACCUUCCAACUUGAAUUUCUUUGAAGAAUAAGACUUGAGAUGAUUCAUGUUUCAAGAACGCCGGAGUUUUCCAAUUGUGGAAACAUGAAUUCAGUCUUGAUGUGCGCAUCCUCUGACCAAGACCUGGGCUCUAUGGCAGGAGGCACAAGCAGGCAAAGGUCUCACUCCUAUUACAGUCCAGAGGACACUAAGAACUAUGGUGUGCAGACAGAGACAGAGGAAACCUAUCUAAGACCUCGCUCCAGGUCUUUUUACAGUUAUGAGACGUCAGAGCUUAACCUCAACUGUGAUGUGGGAAACUCUACAAGAUGCAGUCCACUGAGGCAGAAGGCAAGCUCCCUACUCCAUUAUCAAGUGAACAAAAAGGAAAAGAGAGAAGGGGAUGAGGCCGGUGUUCAAGUCACCUCUAAGCAGUCCAAGUCUAAACCAAAGAAGCACUCGCCAUCAAAAGAACCUAAUGGCAGUAAAGGCAAUCUUAAGUCAGUGUCCAUGAUCACCAUCUCUGAGUUGGACAACUGGGAAAUUAGCUCCAACUCAGGGAUGAAGUAUGGACAGUUUGUGGACUGGGAGAAGAUUGACCCUGAAGCGGCAGAAAGAUACCAGAAGAUCCUGAAGAGUGAUCACCAGCAGCUGAAAACUAUGGGCCGAGAAGGAUUCUGGGCCAUGCCCCAUACGCUAAGGGCCAAAGCUUACUAUCACAUCAUCCACAGCAUCAAUUCCAGUGGGUCUGUCGCGCCAGACAGAGAUGUCUACUAUGAACUGGUCAAGAAGCUCUUUGGAGAAAAGAAAAUCAGCACCUAUCCAGUCCCAGAGUACAUGGAGGCAGGAGAAAUACCCAGAUACUGUCUCAACAAAGCAGGCCUGAACUCUGUUAAAAAGAUCCUUCUUUGCCUUGGCAUAUUCUUCCCAGACAUGAACUUCUGCCCCAUCGUGCCUGAAUUGGUCUCCCUCAUCCUCCACUUCAGCCAAGAUGAAGCUGAAUGUUUCCACAGUGUAUCCCGACUUAUCUGCUACAAUGACCCCAACAAGCGUUACAUCGACAAGACCUUCCUCACUUACCGCGCCUCCUGUAUGACCUUUGGAGACCUUGCUAACAAGUGUUGCAGAGGCAUCCGUAAGCUGAUUGCCAGCUCUCAUCAGAACCUCUUUGAUUUUUACUCUGACUGGAUCAUGUGGAUAUUCGCUGACCUUCCGUUCACAUAUGCCAUCAGAGUGCUGGAUGUCUACCUGUUGGAGGGCUACAAGGUCCUCUACAGGGUGGCAUUGGCUUUGCUCAGCCUCUACAAAGUAUCUGUGUCGUCUAGAGUGGCAGACGUGGAGGACUUCAGAACAGAUAUGAAAAGGUUUGUGGAGAACAUAGCUCGCCACUGCACGGCUGAGAAGCUUCUGGAAAGGGCCUUCGUGAUCCCGAUGGCCACACGCAGAGAGCUCAACCUCCUGUUCAACGCCAAUAAGGACUCCCUCAUGCAAAAAGGCGUCAGUAUACACCAGAAGAGGCAGUCGGUUGAGAUGGUGGACUUUAACAACUUCACGUCCAAUGUUGUGACAGGAACUGAGAUGAGAGUCGUCUGGGCCUGGAUACCUGAGCGCUUUGCCCUUUUCAGUCCCAUUAGGCUGUUUAAUACAGCUGAACAUGGAAGAAGCCUUGCUUCAUUCUAUUCACAUGUGGAGGGACACGAACCAGCAGUCAUGAUUAUCAAAACUGUGGAUGAAGAGGUCUUUGGUGCCUUCCUGUCAACAGAUAUGAUAGAAAGAAGAAAGCAUGACUCUGAGGGACUUACAUAUUUUGGAACUGGGGAAUGUUUUGUUUUUACGCUCCGCCCCAGCAGGGAGCGCUACCAGCAGGCUAUGGUCAACAUUAUGACCAGAAGAGCUUCCCCUCAGCAGAUUCAAGCCAGCAACGGUGCUUCCUCUGAGGUAUCCAGUUGUGGCUACUCCCCUAUCACCUCGACCAGAGCCACCAUAACUCUGACCUGUCCUGCUGGAACCCCCCAGGACCCCAGCUACCUGACGAUCCCCUUCACUGCCCCAUCACAGGAACCCAUGACUGCCAAAGAGCCAAAAAGACCCAAGGAACAAGAAGCCUCAAUGUUCAUAGCGGGCAGCGACAGUCAGCUCAUUAUCGGCGGCGAUGGAGGCCACGCACUCUGCCUACAGGAAGACCUAGUGGGAGGAAGCUCAGAGCCUUGUGACACAUUCAAGAGCAUCCCACUCUGCAAGGGACAUUUCAAGAUCCAGGCCCUGGAAGUGUGGGGCAUCCAGAAUUCUAUUUCCUUUUCUCACAGUUUUCCCUGUCAGUAAAAUAACGGCAGAGCAGCCUUGUAACUUUUCAUCUUUUGGUAAACAAUGAACCAGUUUUUCUUGACGCUGCUUCACUGGACUUCAAAUAUUUAUUUUGUGAAAUGCACAUUUAUGCACAUAUUGUGAAGCAACUGAGUGAGACUUUACUUGACUUGUUGUCUACAUGUCAAGUCAAGUUUAUAGACUUAUAUCACAUUCAUUGUAUUACUGGACUUCACAAGCCCACAUAAACAGUGGUUCCCAUGUCAGGGAAGUUCUCUAAAAACACAAGGAAAGUCUCUACAAAAAAAAACCCUCGGCAUGUUAACACAGAAGGAAGGAUGAGACAUGCCAGCUGCAAGAGCAAGCAUCUAGUGCAAAAGGGAAUUUGCAGUAAUGAAUCGAGGAGGAUUAGUGGGAGGGUGCUGUGUGGGCACCGAGCCCCAUAGAUUCAUCAUAAUUAAUACUAAUCACUGAAGAUUUACUCAUUUCAAUCAAAGGGUCAUCUUUAACUGAUUGAACUGAUUGUAACCUGUAACCACAAAGCAGCAGUAGGAAAAUUACAAUUCUGGUUUUACCUCCUAUAAAGUCUGCUGAUUAUAGGCCUAGCUAUUUUACCUUUCUAGUAUAUGCCUACUUCUACAUGUUUUUUAAAAUUAUUAUUUAGCAGUUUAGCUGCAUUUGAUACACAAUUAAACUUCAUGCACUUUUUAUAAUCUGA
Siniperca chuatsi (mandarin fish) is the source of this 3033-nucleotide messenger RNA. Its product is annotated as TBC1 domain family member 24-like. The coding region runs from base 72 to 2333 and encodes 753 amino acids. The record is from RefSeq and is a predicted model, not a curated record. Lineage: Eukaryota; Metazoa; Chordata; Actinopteri; Centrarchiformes; Sinipercidae. The transcript is spliced from 11 exons.